AUGACAGGGACAAUUACUCGUGCAUUGAAUUGGGAUAAUGUAUACGAGCAGCAGUUUAUUGCUGUUACACCCAUGGGUGAUGAAGUUUUAUUGUAUCAAACCAACCAUGAAGACCCAGGCAUUGAGUCCAACUCCAUGCUAAAAUUGUAUAGUCGUUCAGGAUUCGAAAAUAUCCAGUGUUCGUCAUAUUCUGAUAUAAACAAAGGUAUAGUUGGUGUGGGGUCUAUCAAUGGUAAUAUAUCUAUAUUUGACAUAUAUUCACCAAACUCGUCGAUUUUGAGUUUGCGUCCGAAACAGAAUCGACCUUGUAAUUCAGUGUCUUUUGGAAACCAAAACUUGGUUGUAGCAGGAUUUGAUAAAGGAAGACAAGACAAUUCAUUGCAGAUAUGGAACAUUGAGACAUAUUCUUCAUCUGGUAACAAUGGUAGUAGCUUGAAAAGACCAUUAGCCACAUAUCUACCGAAUGAAGCAAUUCUUUCAACCGUGUUUUAUCCGGACCAAAAUUCAAACAUUAUUUGUGGGUCCUACAAAUUUCUAAGAGAAAUAGAUUUGAGAUUGGAUCAACCAGUAUUUCAAAUGGCAACAAAGUGCACUUUAGGAUUACAAAUUGAUUAUUUUCAGAACCAUUUAUUCCAAUCGUUUAGUGAAGACGGAUCACUAGCUAUCUGGGAUCGAAGAAAAUUGACUUCUACUAAACAUAGAUCGACGGGAACAAACAACGUUAUUACAGAAACUCCAAUACUACAAUUCACUAAAUUAUUGAGUGAUGCAUCCUCGAGAAAAGUCCAGCAUCCAUGUGUGAGGUAUUCUACAGUGAGAAGGGGUGAAUUUGCCUCUGUAUUUAAUGGGGAUUUGAUUAGACGAUGGCAAACCGAUAUAGUACCAGAAAGUAAUGACAUGUGUGAUUCUUUUAAGGCCAAGGACUCUUCUACGCUUCAAAGAUUAAAGCAACAGGCUGUACAAUUGUAUAAUCCCCGAGAAGAGUCAGUAUUUAUGUCUUUGGUGCUUGAUACCAAGACUGAUUAUGAGAAAGUGGUUUCAUUUGAUUAUUCCCCCGAUAUUGCCUCGCAUACAUCAACAAAUUUUGUUUGCAUGCGACAGUCUGGUACCGUGUUUCGAAUGCCUGUUGUUGAGUCAAUUGAAGCUUUGGAUUUUAAUCCAAUAAACGAGUUCUCGAUAGCUGGUCCUGAAGGUACUGUAACAAAUUUUUUGAAUAAACAGUUUUUGGAGACUGACCAAUCGACUAACUCCCAGGUUCCUGGUCCUCGUGACAGGAAUGGUUCAUCAUUCAUGAAACUUGGUGAUUUGACAUUGAAUGAUAAUUUGAAAAAUCGCCACACGGAAACCGCAACAACGUCCACGGUGGAUGAUGAAAGUCUUGCUCAACUGAAUAUUCCUGAGGACAAGAGAUACUCUUAUGAUAAUGUAUUUGAGGAAGAUAUUCCUUUGAAUAAGUUUUGGGAUUCAUCUGACAUUGUAGGGAAUGACAUCUGUGUUACCAUUAGAAAACGGGCACAGAUGGGGUAUAGUGUUGAUUGUGACAAAAAUAUUUCUAUUUUGGAGAAACUAGAUGUGGCUGAUAGUACAUUGUUUUUAAAGAACACAUGGAAAUGGUUGGCACUAGCAAAGAAAUCUUUGGAUAAAAAAACCAUGAUUUCGGAAGGUAUAGAUUUGGGGUACCAAGGUGUUUUGGGUAUUUGGAAGGGAAUUGAAGAGUUGAAUAAACAAAAGUGUACCGUGACAGGCGAACUCAUCUCAGAUAAUUGGUUAUCACAGGCAGUAAAAAGUAUAGUAUCGUCCAAAGGUAAGAAGACUUCGGGAAUUACCAUACCUCACGACAGUGAAAAAAAAGCACAAAGAAAGUUAUGUCUAAUAGUAUGUGGUUGGUAUUUCACAGAUUCUGAGUUUGAAGAAAAAUUGCAAUUAUUAAUAUCGCUUGGAUAUUAUGAGAAAGCCGCUGGUUGGGCAGUGUUUCAUGGCGAUGUGCCCAAAGCUAUUAGCAUUUUAUCACAUGCAAAGACUGAAAGAUUGCGUCUUAUAGCAACUGCAGUUGCAGGUUACCUUGCUUACAAAAACUCUCAUGUGAAUAGUCCCUGGAAAGAUCAAUGUCGGAAGAUGGCACUCGAAUUGGAUGACCCUUAUUUGCGAGCAAUCUUUGCUUUUAUUGCUGAUGAUGACUGGUGGGAUGUCUUGGAUGAAUCGUCUUUGUCAUUAAGGGAGCGAUUGGGUAUUGCAUUGUGUUUUCUUUCUGAUAAAGAUUUAGGGGUUUAUUUGAAUCGAAUUGCAGAUACAGUGGUGAACCGGGGUGAGCUUGAAGGUUUAAUAUUGACUGGUAUUACACCAAGAGGGAUUGAUUUGUUGCAGAGCUAUGUUGACAGAACCACAGAUGUGCAGACAGCGUCUUUAAUUGCGUCGUUUGCAUGUCCACGGUAUUUUGUUGAUUCAAGAGUAACCCAUUGGACUGAUUGUUACAGGACUAUGCUUAAUAGUUGGGGAUUUUUCGGUGUGAGAGCAAAGUUUGAUGUAGCAAGAACCAAAUUAUCAAAGACAUUUGGUGGACAGACGACAAUCAGGGCUACACCGAAACAAGUCUACUUACAAUGUAAUCGUUGUAACAAGAACAUUUCCAAAGCAAAAUCCAAUCCGGGCAACAAUCAAGUGUUGUUAAAGCAACAGUUUAAUAUAUUUAACAGCUUAAACAAGUUCAAUGACAUUAUAAAUGCAUGUCCUCAUUGUGGUGCACCAUUACCUAGGUGUUCAAUUUGCUUAUUGUCGUUGGGGUCAGAGUUGCCAUUGGAGCCGCUGGAUAAGAUAGAAAUUGCCAAUAACCCAUCUUCGGGUAUUGUUCCUAGAAUUGAAAACAAAUUCAACCUGUGGUUUAGUUUCUGUCUUACGUGCAAUCAUGGGAGUCAUGCUUAUCAUGCCGAAGAAUGGUUCUCCAAACAUUACGUAUGCCCUGUUCCAGAUUGCAAUUGUCGUUGCAAUAGUAAGUAG
This is a messenger RNA of Candida albicans SC5314, 2994 nucleotides long. RefSeq lists its product as uncharacterized. Gene Ontology annotation, molecular function: protein binding. Gene Ontology annotation, cellular component: cytoplasm. Lineage: Eukaryota; Fungi; Ascomycota; Pichiomycetes; Serinales; Debaryomycetaceae. The transcript has a single exon. Gene Ontology annotation, biological process: positive regulation of TORC1 signaling. The record is from RefSeq and is a predicted model, not a curated record. The coding region runs from base 1 to 2994 and encodes 997 amino acids.